AGAAGUCGCCCGAGAGCAGUUGCAUGCGCUUUCUUCCUCUUUCCAUUCAUUUAUUUCCAUUCAGAGGUGCGGAGGAAGAGUCGGCAGUUAAACUUUGUUUCCGCAGCAUUCUUUGACUUCAAGUAAAGUGUCUCUCAGGGACUCUCAGCCUGCUCUCCCUCUGCGGCCUCCUACUUUGUGCAGACCAACUUUUGCACUCACAACAACCAAGAACCAUGGCCCAGCAACAACAGAUUAGCCUGCCGGCCAAACUGAUCAAUGGAGGGAUUGCAGGUAUGGUAGGAGUCACCUGUGUGUUCCCAAUCGACCUCGCCAAGACCCGCCUGCAGAACCAACGCAGCGGGCAGCAACUUUACAAGAACAUGAUGGAUUGCCUAAUAAAAACAGUUAAAUCUGAAGGCUACUUUGGCAUGUAUAGAGGUGCUGCAGUAAAUCUCACCCUGGUAACCCCUGAGAAGGCCAUAAAACUAGCGGCUAAUGACUUCUUCCGCCACCAGUUGAGCAAAGAUGGCAGGUUGACAGUGUUCAAGGAGAUGUUGGCAGGAUGCUGUGCAGGAAUGUGCCAGGUCAUUGUCACCACACCCAUGGAAAUGCUUAAGAUCCAGCUGCAGGAUGCUGGCAGGCUAGCGGCCCAGCAGAGGGUGAUGCCUAGUGUAGUAACGACUCUGAAGAUGGGAGGGACCAGUGCUGUCCUUAGCCGUUCCUACAACACCAGCCCAGCACCUCAAGUCAUGCGAGUGUCCGCCACACAGAUCACCAGAGAGCUGCUGAGGACAAAAGGAGUCACAGGACUGUACAGGGGACUCGGAGCCACGUUGAUGAGGGACAUCCCGUUCUCCGUUGUGUACUUCCCUCUUUUUGCGCAUCUGCACCAGCUCGGCCAGCGUUCUCCUGAAGACCCAUCUGUACCCUUCUAUUGGUCCUUCAUGUCUGGCUGCUUGGCUGGAUGCAUUGCUGCUGUGACUGUCAGCCCUUGUGACGUGGUUAAGACAAGGCUACAAUCACUCAAAAAAGGAGCUAACGAGGAGACCUACAACGGAGUGGUGGACUGUGUCAGAAAGAUCAUGAGAAAGGAGGGCCCCGGAGCGUUCCUCAAGGGGGCCAGUUGCCGGGCCUUGGUUAUUGCCCCACUCUUUGGCAUUGCCCAGGUUGUGUACUUUGUAGGAGUUGGAGAGUUCCUGCUGGGGUACACCCCCUACAACAUCUACUCUGCAUAAACAAGCUGUUUACUAGUCUUUCUGCCGCCUCAUUAAAUUACAGGCAGCUAUGCCCUGGGCAUAGCCAUGGACCCAGAUCUCUAUUACUGUGUAUCUUCUUUGUUGUUGGAGGGUUUUAGAGUAAAAAGCUAAAGGGACCAGAGAGAUGCCAUUUCAUUUCAAAGUGGUUUCAAAUUAUGCCUUUAGCAUGUCUUAUUCAAGAGACUGAGACUGAAACUUGCCUGUCUAUAUGGGCUUCAGUUGAGCUUCUUAUAAGAAAGGAAUUGCUUCCCUCACUGAGGGACUUCAUAGUCCAACAUAUAUCAGCAUUUCACCCAGAUCAGACUUGACUCUACUCCUGUGGCACCAAACAUUUUAUCUGUUUCCUUAGAUUUAGCCCCUAUCCCUAAAUGUGCCCCAUAUCAACUACCUUUCACUGUAACCCUAACCUAUAUGUCCCUUCUUGGUAAUCUCCACAUGAUUACAGUCCCAUGGUGUUGCACAAGAUACCUUACUGUGCCAGGGAGUUUCUACUAAGUAAUAACAAAGGAAGAACACUGAAACUUGAAUAACUUCAAUCCUGUUUUAAAGGGUUACAUGUGAAAGAGGAUUUUGGAUGAUGAUUUCUGUCUAUGUAUAUAGUGAAUUUGUUUUUAAAGCAGAAUUUGGUAAAUUACUUCUCUUUCAAAAACUAAGCAAUCCUAGCUCAUGAACGAACAAAACAUUUGGACUGCCUGUUCAUUGGGAUGCCUUACCGGGAUUCUGUGUUGUAUUACUUUAUGUCUCUGAAUUCUCUUGCCUCCUUAUCCACACAGCUUUAUUGUUGGUCACAAGUCUGAAGAUGACCAUAGGUGCUUCCUAGUGUUUAUUUUUCAGAACAAUUGUGGUUGAGGUGUGACUGGGCACUGUGAAUCUUUCUGUGGCAGCCUACACAACUAUGUUUAUGUAAUGUGCAAGCUUGAACUCUGCAGCGAAAUGGCUGCUUUGUGGUGAAGGAAAUGUUGUUUGAUGGUCAUAAACUAGACUGAUAGACAAGACUUUAUUGCUGUGCUUUUGGGACCAAGUCUUCUGAAAAAAGUGCAACAUGACCUCCAUAUAGUCACUUUCUCUUAGUUGACUGUGGCUGUCUGUGACUGGUCAGAAUUUCUUGUCAGUUAGAAAUACAGGAGCCUGUAUGAAUGUUUCAUGUCAGGCAUUAAGAAGCAGAACAGAGUGCAACCUUGAGCUGCACUUUCUCUCUUCUGGAAAAGUUCAUGGGUCAAAGUACUUUUAACAGGUUUACCAAUGUAAAUAUUUAUCCUGUAUUUUUUCAAUUUUCUCAAACUGUGCAAAUUCAUCUCAAAUUGAGAACAGCUCUAAUAUUUUGAAAGUGUGUCAACCAGUUGAGAAGAUAAUUAUUUUUAAGUUCAUUUUGGAAUUACGCAUGUAAAUACAGAUUUCUAAAUGCUGAAUAAAUAUUUUUAAAUGCA
Molecule: messenger RNA, 2665 nt
Organism: Dicentrarchus labrax (European seabass)
Lineage: Eukaryota; Metazoa; Chordata; Actinopteri; Moronidae
Product: mitochondrial glutamate carrier 1-like
Exons: 10
Coding region: 216-1217 (333 amino acids)
Biological process (GO): malate-aspartate shuttle; L-glutamate transmembrane transport; aspartate transmembrane transport
Molecular function (GO): L-glutamate transmembrane transporter activity; L-aspartate transmembrane transporter activity
Source: RefSeq, a predicted model, not a curated record